GUAUCAGAGCCGAUUGCAUUUGAUUGGGUCAAUUAGGAAAUUACGGUUAAAGCUUCGAGUUCGGAUUGUGAUUGUUGCAAUUGGGUUUAUGGUUCUGGCAAUCUAGUUUUCCAUUACUGGUGAUGGAUGCAUGCAAGAUGUUGUCAUUAAAGUUUGUUUGCUGCAAUUUGGUUUUGCUUACUGUGAUUGAAGUUUAAGUAAGUUUUGGGUUUCAUGGGUCGGAUUGAGAUUCAGUUCACGGCAUCCAUGGCUGUGCUAGCCUUAUGGGGAGACGAGCAGCAGCAUUUCAUGCACACUCGGGGCGUGCCUCCUGUGAGUGGCCUGGCCUUGAGGGGCGACGAGAGCAGGGCAGCAGGAUUCUUGGUCUGCAACCAUGACCACGGCUCUGCAAUCGCAGCCCCAGGUCGCGAUCUGAGGCAGCCUUUCGAGUUUUGGGUCGGCGAUUCGAGCCACACCGUGUCGAAAUCGACUCGCGACAGCUACUUCUGAGUCGUGGGUCGAAGGUAGCAGACCCACCUUCGUCUUCUUCGUCUUCCUCGAUCUCUUCCCCUCUCCCCGACCUCAAGCCAGCUGUGUCCCGAGCCACCUUCUCUCCAGCCCGUGCAUGUCGUGGUCACGGCCGGUGGCGGCGCAGUCAACGCCGUCACUGAAGGGAAGGCCGUGAUCGGGGCAGGUGCUGGAGCCGAGCUGGGCUCCGAAGGAUAGAUGCACCGCUGUUCUUUCUGGGUCGGGGAAAGAUUCGGGUGGAGAAGAUGAACUCCGACCCGAACCGGAUUAUUUUUGCCCGACCCAUUUCAGUUUCGGAUCUGGACCAAAGUUGGGCUCAAGCCCGUUCAGUUAAGCUCGGCCCAGCUGACUUGGUCUGACCCAAUUUCAGGCCAAUUCGGCUUCAGCGGGCUUGGCCCAUUAAGUCAAAGCUCAGUUUGGCCAAAGUUUGACUGUUCGGUCAACCUUGACCAGAUCGACCGGUUCAAGUUAAUUCAGCCCGGUUCUUCGUCAGUUUUGGCCGGUUUAGUUGAAUUUUUGACCGGUUCGAUCAAAGUUAGUCCGGUUCUGGGCCAAUUUUGAAAGAUUGGUCACGAUUGAGACUGAUUUAGGCCGGAUUUUGUCCGGUUCAGUCUAAUUUGGUGUGGUUCAUGCUCAAUUUUAAAUUGGUUUCAGCCCAUUUAGUUCGGUUUAGAUCAAUUAACUCCGGUUCAUGCCUAAUUUUGGGUGUUCCAGAUCCAAUCUUGGGCAUUUCAAACCUAAUUUUAACCGGUUUUAGGUCUGAAUUAAAUAAUUGCAAUUUUUCUGGAAUGUCUAAUGUUCUAAAAUGGAUUAAUUGAAGCAGCAUCUCACUUUGGUGAGCUCUAUUGUGUAGAUCAAUCUGUUUGGAAUAUAAGAUGUUUGCGUGUUUGGAAUUUCACGCGGAUAGUGAUCAGCCCAAAGGAAGGUUACUAUAUGGUCGAAUUCCAUGCAUGCAUGUGAUAAUAAAUAUGAGACUGUCAUAAAGUUUUCCAUGUGAACAUUUAAGUCGGCCCAAAGGAAGGCUUAUUGUUUGACAGGAUUAAUGGUCUGUAUUUGAUUACUGCACCGAGGAUAUCACUUACAAGUUGAUAUCAUCUUUCCAAAGACGGAGGAUCAACGUUGUGCUAGGAAGUAAAAGUCUAGUUGUUGCCUUAGUGAAAAAAGGCGUGCAACCCAAUCCAAUGGGCAAACCUCGAAAGAUAAUUACAAAUCCAGCUGGCACGGAUGCUGAUACCAACAACGUCUCGGAUCACUUUCCUCCCUCAUAUCCCGACAAUGGAGAUGAUCUCCGGCGCUACCAAGGCCUGUAUAAGGCAGCUCUAGCAGGAGAUUGGGAGACGGCUGAGAGGACUUUCAAGAGCGACCCCGAUGCAAAAACGGCCAUAAUUUCUGUAGGACCAGAGACUGCAUUGCUUCUGGCAAUUUCAAUGGGACGGACGCAGUUCAUAAAGAAGCUAGUACAACUCCUCUCCCCGGAAGACCUGGAAAUGGAAGAUUCUAACGGCCAGACAGCCCUCCACUUUGCUGCAAUGUAUGGAAGUUUGGAUGCCGUAAAGACUCUGAUCGAUAGACACAGGACGUUGACCCAAAUCAUCAACGCUGAGGGAUUUACAGCCCUCCAUACCGCAGCCAUUUUCAACAGCAAGGCAGUGAUGUGGUACCUUACCUUGAAAACUACUGAUGAUCCUCCUGGUCGUCCCUUUACCGGCCCUAAGGCCGGUUCACUGAUUCAGGGUCUGGUGUGGUCAGGUUCCUACGAUAUAUGCCUUCACUUAUUGGAGAGAUAUCCAGACUUAGCUCGGGUAACAAAUGAAUGCGGACGGGGAAUGCUAGAAGCUUUGACAGACAAGCCUUCUGAUUUCAAAAGUGGAUGCAAGCUUAACUUCUGGCAGCGAUGCAUAUACCACCUUAUUCCGGAGGAAGUGGAGCUCGACCAAACACCACCUCGGCUAUUUAGCAAUGAUGUGGAAGACCCUCUGGUGAACACCCGAAUAUCACCAACUUCAACAACCUAUUGGACUCGAGUUCGGCAGUGGAGCAUCCAAACUGCUUGGAAAGCUCAGGAUUAUUUUGCAUUUGGUGCGAUCAAGUGCAUCCAAGAUGAAAAGUACAAACACAAAUGCACCCAAAGGCUUGUGGAAAUUACAUGCCAAGUAAUUGCCAAUGGUAUGACUCCGAGGGAGAUACUUCAGUUCUUUGCAAGUCAAUAUAUUCUACGCUCUGCAGCGGAGCCAGGCAUAGUUGAAAUAAUAUCCAUUUGCCUUCAGUAUUUUCCCUAUUUGAUUUGGGUCAAGUCAACAUUUGCAACCGCUCUUCAGUCGGCGGUAACCCUACGACGAGAAAAGGUGCUUAGUCUUAUGCUUGAAAAGAACGCAAUUACCAAAGCUUUAUCCAACACAAAGGACGGAUUUGGUCAGGAAAUUUUGCAAUUUGCUGCAAAAUUGUCACCUUACCCUGAACUUUCAUCUGUAUCUUGUCCUGCACUACAAAUGCAAAGAGAGUUGCAAUGGUUUAAGGCUGUGGAAAAGUUUGUUCAUCCCCAAGUUAGAGUACAUGCGGAUAAAUAUGGCCAAACAGCUGGAGAACUGUUUACAAGGGAACAUCAGGAGUUAAUCAGAGAUGCGGAGAAAUGGAUGAAGGACACCUCAAGCUCCUGCAUGGUGGUAUCCACUCUCAUAGCCACCGUCGUUUUUGCAGCAGCUUUCACAGUUCCUGGUGGAGAUGUUGACGGCAAAGGCAUUCCAAUUUUUUUAAACGAGCGAGUCUUCAUGUUGUUUGCUGUGUCCGAUGCUCUAGCUCUCUUUUCCUCUACAACUUCCAUCUUAAUGUUCUUGUCUAUCCUGACGGCGCGGUACGCAGAAGAAGAUUUCCUCCGAGACCUUCCGCAGAGGUUGAUAUUAGGAUUCACGUCUUUGUUCCUUGCCGUAGCAACCAUGAUGGUGGCAUUUGGAGCAACAUUAUAUAUGGUCCUAAAUGAGAGGUUCCACUGGAUUUUGUUCCCGAUCAUAGCACUCACUGCCAUCCCUGUUGCUCUAUUUGCUAAGUCGCAACUUCCACUGCUCAUCUUCAUGGUGCAGUCAACACAUGGUGCUCGCAUUUUUCACCAUCAGAAAAUUUGGCAGUCGGAUUGAGGGAUACUGGUGUUGUGCAUGUGAGCAAUAUGUGUCUCUCUCUAUUUCACGGCUUGGUUUGGAGAAUUGUCAUUGUAUUACUCGGAUAAGUUGAUUGUAUGAUUUGGAUAUAUGUGGGGUGAAAUUGGACUAUGCAAGCCAUAUGUGUAUCCAAUAUAAUGCGCUGGUGUGGAAAAGCUUUAGCUCAUUAAGUAAA
Molecule: messenger RNA, 3834 nt
Organism: Punica granatum (pomegranate)
Lineage: Eukaryota; Viridiplantae; Streptophyta; Magnoliopsida; Myrtales; Lythraceae
Source: RefSeq, a predicted model, not a curated record